Notolabrus celidotus (New Zealand spotty) is the source of this 2697-nucleotide messenger RNA. RefSeq names its product coiled-coil domain containing 126 (gene ccdc126). The record is from RefSeq and is a predicted model, not a curated record. NCBI's taxonomy places the organism in Eukaryota, Metazoa, Chordata, Actinopteri, Labriformes, Labridae. The transcript is spliced from 3 exons. Bases 853 to 1341 code for a protein of 162 amino acids.
CACUGACGCACGCAGCAGACGUUCAGAAGGAACCAUGACAGUCAGCAGAAUUGCAUGCUUGGAAUUCUGGUCACCGACUUUUGCUUGAAAGGACCUCGUCGUUUUCAAUACCACGGAAGAAGAACCCGAAAUGACUUACAGAGGGAACUGACACCUCAAAAUUAAUCUCAGCUGAUACUUUGUUUGGUGAGAACGGAGUCAGAGGGCUGCUCACGACAUUUCUGUCCAGCGACAGGAACUACAGCCCUGGGUUGCCAAACAACAAGCAUCAUUCAGUGUCAGCCAGAGGUAGCAGCUGGAGCUCAGACAGGCGGUCCGACCCUGCGUCUCUGGAGCCUGCUCAUUCCUGUCUGAACCCCAAAGUAGCCUUCCAGACAACACACAGGGUCAGUAAUGUCUGCGAAUUCCCUCUCUGCACACCGAGUCUGUGACAGUGAUUUGAACUUAGAUUUCAUGACGACAAGGCACCUUUCCAAAAGCCCCUGACUGCCUUUGAGAGGCAGUGUGGGUGUCAGCUUCCUUCUGUUUCCACUUCCUGGCUUCAGCUGUUGUUCAACACUUUCACAAAAGCUCGUAGGAGUAGCAGGAUGCUGUAGUGGUUAGAGAAACUUUUUGGGCUGUAUGGGUAUCGUGCGAGCACAUGUCCUGCUGGAGAUAACUUGAAUGAAUCCACUGCAAACAAGGAAUGCUUUGUAGUGGACUUAACCUCUGACCUCUCUGUGGAUACAGACAGAAGAAACAGGAAUUUUCUUGCUGGAAUAAAGAAUCUACAAUAUUUUUUGGGGUAAAUCUAUUCAGGAAAAGACCUAUCAGGCCCUCCAGCACUCCUCCCCCCUUGCCAGCCCUAGUACCAUGCUGGCUGCACUCCUGCGGAGGAACAUGUCACAGAAGUUGAGUGUGCUGCUGCUGGUAUUCGGCCUGGCAUGGGGACUUAUGCUGCUGCGUUACACUGUGCAGCAGCCUCGCCAUCAGAGCAGCGCCGAGUUACGGGAGCAGAUUCUGGAGCUCAGCAGGCGAUACGUCAAAGUCCUGACUGAGGAGAACCAGAUUUUACCAGGUGGGAUGCAGGGAACCUCCAUGGCUGGAUAUGCUGAUCUCAAGAGGACUAUAGCUGUUUUACUGGAUGAUAUUCUGACACGACUGGUCAAACUGGAAGGAAAAAUUGAGCUUGUGGUCAAUGCCUCCUCCACCAAUACCUCCCACACAGCAGGGGGCGUACUUGCCUCUGUGCCUGCUGCCCUACAGAAAUCCUCUAAGCAUGAAACACCUGGUAGCCACCCGGGGGCGUCCCGCCUUCACCCACACAUCCCCAACAGGCCUCGACCGCAUCAAGGAGUAUAGUCUUGAUAGAGUUCUUUUUAUGUUCAGCACAUCACAUUUUCCAGCAUCUUUCAUUGAUGUAAUCACAUCAGACAAAUUACAAGCAAUACUGAGAUGUAUGGACGUCAAUAAACUGAAAGUGUGAACAUUUAUAUGAAAGGUUCUUCAAACUCAGAGGGAAGAUAAAGGACUUCAUAAUGCUCUUUCCUAUCGCGUGCUGAUAUCUAUUUAUUUUUUAUCAAGAAUAUCCAGCAGAUUUUUUAUAUAUUUGCGUUGUUUGUUUUAUUUGGCUUCAAUUUCAGCAUUUUUUUUACAAUGUCAUAUUUAAAUCCUAUGCCUGUUUCUGCAAAAACAACUAGGUUUCAACACUCUGUAACUGGUUCACAUAUGCUUCAUUGUAAAAAAGCUUAAAAUCUCACCUAUCAACAUUGUUAAACAUGUUAAAUACUUCUUCAACAUAUCAAAAUGCUGAAUGAAACAAUAUACUUGUCAUAUUUAGGAACAGACAAACAUCUGUUUUAGCUGGAGCAGUUUCUCAAUACAAUGAGCUAUAUUCUACUUUUAGCCUCAACAUAAACAACAGAUUGAAGUCAGUUCUGACAGAGCUAAUCCAAAGAAUGUCCUUUGCACUUCAUCUGAAGGAAGUAAAAAUAUGUAUUUAUCUUUCGCUGCAAGACUGUUGGAGGUUCAUCCAGAAUAUGAUGAGACGAUGCCUUUUUGCCACUAAAAAAUAAGUGAUGAGUGCUAUGUCUGAGUUCAAAUCCAAUGUUUCCCCUGCCAGCUGUUCAGAAAAGUUUAAUUUAGGUUCAGAGCAGAUUGAAUGUACUGUGUAGUCGGUCUUUAGCCCUGUAAUGCUGUUAAGUAAACUGACCUACUGCUUACACAUGUUCAGGGUACAUGUUGCACUGUGACUCUACAGAGAUUUCCUAAAAAAUACUGGGCUCAUCCAUCCUUGCCUUUUAAGGAUAUUUGAAGGGUAUGAAGAUGAGGCUUUGGGAUAUUUAUUCUAUCAGCGUCUACUAGGGUCUACGGUAUGAUUUCUUUGAUGCAGAGAACACCCAGCGGUAGAAGGGGGUGCUACUUGAAGACUGUGUGGUAAGAUAAUUGUCAUAGAAGAUGCUUGGUGAAUGUAUUUAAGGUCAAUGAGGGUGAUGCACUUGAAAAUAAGAAAAAGGUUUCUUCAUGGUGUAGUUCUCGCAUUACAAACUUAAACUGAAUGUGAUGGCCUCUAGACUGAAUUAUCACACUGUGGUUUGGCUGUGUAUACUGAGCGGUGCAAUUAAUGUUCUGUGCUUCAUAUGGUAGAAAAGAUGGUAGACCACUCAGCUACUGUGAGAUAGAUCUAAUAAAUGGCCUAUAUGGCUGUAUACCCCCCCA